AUGAUGGGGCUUUGCCACGACGCCAGGAUCGAAGUUCAUGCAAGAUACUACGAGGCUCGAUGUCGUUUCUUUUCGGCCUCGAAUGUUACAUCGCAUUUAGUCGACAUCUCCGCACAAAAUCACACUUCAGGUGCGCACGUUCCUCGAUUGCUUUUUGACGCCAGAGUCAACCGUUUCUUCUCAUGCAAGCUUCAACUCGUCCACACGCGACAUCGAUCAUCGCUUCAUCCCUCACCAUUCAUAGUGUCCGAGACACCAGCAUCGACCAAGAUGGCGGAUAUGCAUCCACUGCAAAUGGCGCGCAUGGCCAUCCCGCGCCCCCAAUUCUUCCUCGUCGUCUUGAUCGGAUCGUUCCUCGUGCAAUUCAUGAUCGCAGGCUUGCGAAUUCAGCACGACGACAAGGAAAUGGCGGCACUCGGAUCAAUACGAACGCUUCCCUCGUCUGCUCUCCUUGUUACUGCGCAUCCGGAUGACGAGGCCAUGUUCUUUGCGCCCGCCGUUCAGGCGCUGGCUGCAGCAGGCACCUCGAUUUUCGCCUUGUGUCUCUCCACCGGUAAUGCUGCAGGAUUGGGUAUGAAACGCACCGAAGAGCUGUUCGCCAGCUACGAUCAGCUCGGCGUUUCAGCUUCACGGGUCAAGUACCUCGACGAUGCAAAACUGCAGGACUCGAUGGAAGGCAUCUGGCCAAACGAACACAUCUCGUCGGUGGUAGCAAAACACAUCGACUCCCUCUCCCAGCCCAUCGAUGCGCUCAUCACCUUUGACAAGCGAGGCGUAUCCGAGCACCUCAAUCACAUUGCGGCGUACAACGGCACGCGUGAUACUGCUGUCGCCCGCAACCUUGCUCUGUACGUACUUCCUACUUUGGAGGUAUGGGAAAAAUACACCUCUGUGCCCUCGGCUGUUUGGGAGACGAUCUCUUACUCCGGUUACGCUCCUCCGUCGAGCGGUAACAAGACAGCAGCGUACGAGCCAGCGUCGGAGAUUAUGGUCCUUGCAAGCUCGGCUCAGUACGUCAAGGCGGUUCAGGCCAUGUUCAAGCAUCAGACCCAGCUCGAGUGGUUUAGGUACCUCUACCUCGUCUUCAGCAGAUACAUGUUUUCCAACAGGCUGGUGCUCUGGACUCCUGAACUCGAUUUGGAUCUCGAAGAAUGA
Molecule: messenger RNA, 1155 nt
Organism: Pseudozyma hubeiensis SY62
Lineage: Eukaryota; Fungi; Basidiomycota; Ustilaginomycetes; Ustilaginales; Ustilaginaceae
Product: glycan biosynthesis protein
Exons: 1
Coding region: 1-1155 (384 amino acids)
Biological process (GO): GPI anchor biosynthetic process
Cellular component (GO): endoplasmic reticulum
Molecular function (GO): N-acetylglucosaminylphosphatidylinositol deacetylase activity
Source: RefSeq, a predicted model, not a curated record